AUGCAACACCAAACUAGUCUUUCAGGCUCAGGAGAGCAGCAUCGUCCAUUCUCCCCCUCCCCUUCACUUGGUCCUUCUUUUCUCGUAUGGUCAUGCAAUUGGUGGCAUAAGGCCUGCUUCUUAAUUUUUUUGAUUGUAUAUUCAAUAUUCUACGUGAACUGUGAAUGCGCCUAUCAGCAAACAUCUGCUUCGAAUACCAUCGGAUUUCAGGCUUAUAACGGGGGAAACGGAAAUUAUACACCAACUGGAGAGAAUGAUGAUGUUUAUAUAAAUGGAGUAAACAUUGACCAACCUUGCCAUUGCCAGCAGUAUUAUGAAACAGGCGAAUCGGAACACAGCUUCCCACAGCCACACCCAUAUUAUCCUGAAUACUCGGUUGAAUAUGAUUAUGCUCAAGCUGAGAUAUGUGUUGAAGAGAUCACUUCUCGCUCAGGAAAACACCGACAUCACCAUCAUCAUCACAGCAAUCAUAGUAGAGGGAGUCGCACAAGAUCAUCUCCGUCAAAGCAUCCCUCUACACCAACUGAAAAGUCCUUAACGAACAAAAGCGACUAUGAGAGCAAUGGAUCUCCACACCCUUCCUCUGAUACGGUUUCGAUGUCUCAGAAAAGCAAACAUACCAUCAAGAAGAGAAAAUGCUGUCGUGGAGCAAGAGCAUCUCGUAUUUGUGUGAUAUUCACUUUUAUCUUUUUCAUCCUUGGUGCAAUUGCCGCGUUCUUUUGCUGGCCAAGAACACCUCUUGUCUCAAUGGGCAGCGCUAUCGAGAGUGGAGAUGAUCCUGUCAGUUGGGGAACAGAUCAGCAUCCUCUUCUUCACUCGUCCUGGCUGGUGAAUGUUACUUUUGAUAAUAGUCAGAACUGGAUCCCUACCCACAUUACCGGGCUUGAUUUUUAUAUGAAAGACAGUCUGACGCUGCGUCAAUUUGGAUGGGGAACACAAGGCCCAAUGGUCUUUGCACCACGCAAGAUCAUAUCUCAACAGCUCAGACUUACAGUGGAAUACUCGGCUUCUUCAACAACAGACCCGACCUUUCAGAAUCUCUACAGGGCUUGUGGGCCACAAAAGAAAGGGGAUCCGCCCUCACUUAAUGUGGUUCUUCAUAUGGCUUUUCAUUUCUGGGGGAUUAUGUGGGUGCCAACUGUUGCCAUUACACCGCCCACUGGAGGGUUUAUAUGCCCUCUUAAUUAA
This is a messenger RNA of Phycomyces blakesleeanus NRRL 1555(-), 1188 nucleotides long. RefSeq lists its product as hypothetical. The transcript has 3 exons. Bases 1 to 1188 code for a protein of 395 amino acids. The record is from RefSeq and is a predicted model, not a curated record. NCBI's taxonomy places the organism in Eukaryota, Fungi, Mucoromycota, Mucoromycetes, Mucorales, Phycomycetaceae.